This is a messenger RNA of Solanum pennellii, 1586 nucleotides long. RefSeq lists its product as uncharacterized. NCBI's taxonomy places the organism in Eukaryota, Viridiplantae, Streptophyta, Magnoliopsida, Solanales, Solanaceae. The record is from RefSeq and is a predicted model, not a curated record. Gene Ontology annotation, biological process: post-translational protein targeting to membrane, translocation. The transcript is spliced from 6 exons. Bases 359 to 1396 code for a protein of 345 amino acids. Gene Ontology annotation, cellular component: endoplasmic reticulum; endoplasmic reticulum membrane.
CUGUGUGAGAGAGAAAACACGGCGAUGAAGAAACCCGGCGGAGCGGAGAAGAAGAAGGUGAGACGAUCUCCCGGUGUCGCAUCUAACGGCUCGAAUAGCAUUUCUUCUACGAACAAUUCAAUUAAUGGGAGAGACUCUAAACCAUGUUGAAACCAUAAAAAAGAAAGCUGAACAAGAAAAGGAAAAGUAAAACUCUACGUUGUUCGGAUCCUCGAAAAAUGCACCUGUACUCAUGUUGGAUUCUCCAGAAAUGCAUUACUUUUGAAGGAUCCGAGCAACACAGGAAAAAGGAUAGAGUUUUGAAGGAAGAAGCAGAAAGAAGGGCUUCUGAGGGAUCUCAUAGAAAUCCUACAGGAAUAUGUUAGGAUAUUUUGGGGCUGUCAUCUAUUGUACAAAGCUAGAGAAACAAGGGGCGAAGGACGUCUUCCAGCUGUUUGCCGAGAAAGCAAGAGAUCAUAAAGGCUUAGUUUCACGUUGGGCUGUCCUGCAGGAAACACGGGUAGAGUAUUUCAGGGGAAAAGAUUUUGUCGCUUUUGUGAGAAAUCAUUCAGAACUUAAAGACAUACUAGAGUCAGAUAAAGGUUUGGAGCCUGAAGAUAUUGCCAACAUUCUGCUUCAAAAGAAUCUUUUAGUCCGCUGUGAUCGUGUGGUGAAAAUUGUUCGACCUGGGAAGAAAAAACUAUCUUCUUGGCCAGCACAUUUAGAGAUAUACCAUGAUCAAGUAUUUUCUGAAAAUGAUGCCUUUUUUGCAUGGGCAUUUGUGAAAAGAAGACCCCUGUGGCAAACACUUCUCUCAUUUUUCUGGCCGGUGUUAACACUAGCAAUUUGCUUGUUUCCUGUUUAUCCCCAUUGGGCCAAAUUGCUUAUACUAUACACGUGUGCUGGUCUCCUCCUUCUCAUACUUAGUCUGCUAUUCAUAAGAGCUUUGAUCUUUGGUGCUAUUUGGGUACUUUUUGGGAAGCGUGUAUGGUUUUUCCCCAACAUUCUGGCCGAGGAAGCAACACUGCAAGAUUUGUUCCAAGUUUGGCCUCAGAAGGAUGAAGGCGAGCGACCAAAGUGGACAGCAAGGCUUUUCUACGCAAUAGUAGCUGUGGUUGUUAUUUUGCUCCUGAGGCAUCAUGCUCCUGACGAGGCUGCAAGAGCCAGGUAUCAGAAACGAGUUUCCAACAUUAUCGAUGAUGUGCUCGAGUGGUCUCCAAGACAGGCUCUAUCAGGGAUGAUGGAUACUGUUGUCAAUGUCACCGACUCAAAUGAUAACGCAACUGAUGAUAGCAAAACUGGCAGUGAAAGAGUUCAUUUCACAGAUGAUUUAGACGAAGAAACCGAUCUGAAAGAAGAGAGUGAGGAUGUUUUUGGAAGCUUAGAAGAUAGUGAUCAUCAGCAACAUGACUUGUAAUUUAUAUAAAUGUUGAAACAUAUGCUUCAAAAUUAUUAUUUUUCUUAAUUUUGUAUCAAGUUUUCAUCCUCUUUGUUAAUUCUCUUUUGUGGUAGAACUUUAUUUUGGGGCGUUUAAUUGCCAACUGCUGAAUUUUGAGAACCAAGGGUGAGUUCCCUGUGAAAAAGAGAAAAAAAGGUUUUCGAUAUAA